AUGGGAGCACGUAAGGCAUGGCCAUGCAAAGCAGCUAUGCACAGAGGCUCUCGAGAGGUGCUACACUCACAAGCAGCGGACCUUCUCUCAGUAACACAGGCUCACCGGGUUAAAGCCAAGCUGGAGCAGACAGUGCACUACCCGCCUCAGUGCCAAUGGGCUGGUACCGAGAGACAGCCGCCUCCCUGGACCGACGAACUGGCCGAAAUGUCCCGGCAUAUCUACACCCGACACGGGAUAGGAGAAGGUGUUCAGAAGCCCAUUUUUCAGGUGAACAGAGGAACCUAUUCUCGCCGCAGCCGACUCAAGAGGUCCGAUGGUAGCACCACCUCCACCAGCUUCAUCCUCCGCCAGGGUUCAGCUGAUUCCUACACUAGCAGGCCGUCUGACUCAGAUGUGUCUCUGGAGGAGGAGCAGGUCGGCCAUCAGGAGCGAGAGCAGCAGGCCACAGUGCAACUUGAGAGGGCGAAGGCCAAAGCAGUGGCCUUUGCCGUGAAGACGAACGUCAGUUACUGUGGUGCUCUGGAUGAGGAUGUUCCUGUGGCUGGAACUGCCAUUUCUUUUGAUGCUAAAGACUUUCUCCACAUCAAAGAGAAGUACAACAAUGACUGGUGGAUAGGGCGACUGGUGAAAGAGGGUUGUGAUAUUGGUUUUAUUCCCAGCCCUUUAAAACUGGAGAACAUCCGUCUCCAGCAGGAGCAGAAGAGAGGACGCUUCCAUGGGAAGUCCAGUGGGAACUCCUCCUCCAGUCUGGGAGAGAUGGUGUCCGGCACCUUCAAACCUAACCCUCCCUCUGCUGCAAAACAGAAGCAGAAAGUGGCUGAGCACAUUCCUCCUUAUGAUGUUGUCCCCUCCAUGAGGCCAGUGGUUCUGGUUGGACCUUCUUUAAAGGGAUAUGAGGUGACAGAUAUGAUGCAGAAAGCGCUCUUUGACUUCCUGAAGCACAGGUUUGAUGGCAGGAUAUCUAUUACAAGAGUGACUGCAGACAUCGCUUUAGCAAAGAGAUCUGUGCUGAACAACCCGAGCAAGAGAGCCAUCAUUGAAAGAUCCAACACCAGGUCAAAUCUGGCUGAAGUUCAGAGUGAGAUCGAAAGGAUCUUCGAACUGGCAAGGUCUCUUCAGCUGGUUGUGCUGGAUGCUGACACAAUCAACCACCCAGCCCAGCUCAUUAAGACCUCACUAGCACCUAUUAUCGUCCAUGUCAAAGUGUCCUCUCCCAAGGUCUUACAGCGGCUGAUCAAAUCACGUGGGAAGUCGCAGAGCAAGCACCUGAAUGUACAAUUGGUGGCUGCAGACAAAUUGGCUCAGUGUCCUCCAGAAAUGUUUGACAUAAUUUUGGAUGAGAACCAGCUGGAGGAUGCCUGUGAACACCUGGCAGAGUACCUGGAGGCCUACUGGCGGGCAACACACACCUCUCUGAGCACUCCACUCAACCCUCUACUGGGACGCAACCUAGGGUCCACUGCUCUCUCUCCAUACCCCACAGCUAUCUCUGCUCUGCAGGGCCAAAGAAAUAGAAACAGCAAUCAUGUCAGUGACCAUUCCCCAAUCGAGAGGCGCAGUCUGAUGACCUCGGACGAAAACUACCACAACAACGAGCGGCAGCGGAAGAGUCGCAACCGUCUGUCGUCCACAUCCCAGCAGAGCCGAGACCACUACCCGCUGGUGGAGGAGGACUACCACGACCCCUACCAGGACACGUACAAACCCCACCGCAACCGCAGCUCUCCAGGGGGAUACAGCAACGACUCUCGCCACAGGCUCUGAGUCCAGCCUCCUCCACACCUCUACAGCCACAGCUCCAGUGUCUUGUGUUGAGUCCUUUUUCUGAAAUGUAGUACCUUGUAUUCCCUCUGGCACUGGUUCCCACCAAUGGGCUGUCUAACCUUCUGCAUAGAUCUGGCCACUUUUGCCUUUCAUUAUGAGGCUAUUGUCUACAAAGUGUUUGCAAAAGAAUUUGGAGGUCCUCUAGUUAAGAAAUACCCCAGGAGGGAAAUUAUGGUACUGAAACUGGACAGAUGAUUAUUAGUUGUCUGGUAAAUAAUUCCACAGGGUCCAUGUCCAGGUAAAAUGGUCUUCUAGCUCUUCAUAGGUCCUGUCCUGUACGUUUGAAGGGCCAGCUGUCGAGGCAUGCUUGUUUGAGCCCUGUACCAGUGCCAGCAUGCAGAAAUGCCACAGCGCCAAGAGCCUCCGAUAAACCCAGAGCCUUUUUUGCACGUUUUCAGCAGACAGUGGAAGUAGAGUUUAACGAUCCAGGGUGAUCCACUGGUAUAAUGAUGAUGUUAGACUUGAUUUGGAGGUACUCAGGUACAGAACAGAUCACAUGUGCCAAAAUGUUGAGUAAAGUUUUGACCUCAAAUUCACCCCGCUUUCCAAAGGCCUGUCCACUUCUCAGAGUAGCAUUGUGCAAUUUCUGAUGAACUGUCAAAAAGCUGCAUUCUCUGCUAGGACAAAGCAAGUACUCUCGCUCAUUUGUUAUUACUUACUCGAUAGCGAAUACGCCCUAACAAUGUUGAACGCUUGUUCUGUUUUUCUGCAAGCCUUGUUCUGUGCAUAAUUCUGAAUUCUGAAUAUUGUAUGGUUGUUUUGAUUCUUCUGACAUUUGGCACUAAAACAACCUGUUCAUUCAGUAAUAAAUGCUACUUUUGUGAAUGGGACCAGGCAAACCUUUCCAGAGUGUCCUUCAGACCCCAUUCAGGUUCACAAAUGCUUAUUUUCUAAUCAAGCCUGUUUUUACAGCAGAGUAUGAGGAAUUAAAAAUCAGAAAUCAAACUCUAUGAGCUAAAUGGUGCCCUACACAGUACAGAGGUCAUAUAAUUACAAGACAGCGUACUUAAAAUGACAGAAGUCAUAUGUAAAAGCUUAGUCAGUACAUUUGUCUAGUUUCUUUAGAGCCAGAUUUGUAAUUACUCAAUAUGUGCCAAUGAAGAGUCAUAUUAUUGUUACGUUGUUACAGUUCAUUUUUCAAAUGCUGCUCUCAAUGCCGUUGUUAUGCAUCUGAAAUCACUAACGUUUGGGCGGAAUUAGAUAAAAGGUUUUGUCAUUUGGCAUGGCAAGCUGAAAAUGAGGAUGUAGUUUUAGAUGUGAUUUGGCUGUACCUAUUUUUGAUAGAACAAAGCCCCACUCGGCACGUUGUUGAUGUUGAAUACUGAUUGCGUGUAGAUUAAUGAUGCUAACCUAUUCAUUUCUUCUCACAGAGAAGAGUACUGUACAGCAAGUGUCAUGUGAUAGUAAUAGCACAUCCUGUAAUGUGAUUGCACUUUGGGUAUAGCUUAAGAGUAGAGGGGAGUCAGCUCGAAUAGUAGAUUGGGCAUCCAUGACGUCCUGAUAGUUUUAGGGUUAUCUAACCUGUAUAUGGAGAAAGUUAAGGGAGCAAUAAGCAGUGUUUAACCACAUAUUAAAAAGCAUUAAUAUAAUCUAAAUAUGUAUUAGUAUUAUUUAAUUUUAUUUAGUAGGCAGUGGCCGUCAACCGGUAGGAAAUGACCUUUGCUUACAAGUGAUCAUGCAGGUUACAUUCUGUCCUGAUGUGACUGUAGAUCAUAACACUAUGGACAGCCUUACUACCUGCAUGAGUAUAACACAGAAGGGUUACUUAUUGCUCCUUUAUCUCAUAUAUUAUUUAUAUGUACCCUCGAUUUAACUCAUGCAUAAUCUUUGAACAAGACAGUAAAAACUGAGUAGUU
Molecule: messenger RNA, 3683 nt
Organism: Colossoma macropomum (tambaqui)
Lineage: Eukaryota; Metazoa; Chordata; Actinopteri; Characiformes; Serrasalmidae
Gene: cacnb4a
Product: calcium channel, voltage-dependent, beta 4a subunit
Exons: 15
Coding region: 1-1767 (588 amino acids)
Biological process (GO): chemical synaptic transmission; calcium ion transmembrane transport; regulation of voltage-gated calcium channel activity
Cellular component (GO): voltage-gated calcium channel complex
Molecular function (GO): protein binding; high voltage-gated calcium channel activity
Source: RefSeq, a predicted model, not a curated record